Molecule: messenger RNA, 831 nt
Organism: Caenorhabditis remanei
Lineage: Eukaryota; Metazoa; Nematoda; Chromadorea; Rhabditida; Rhabditidae
Exons: 3
Coding region: 1-831 (276 amino acids)
Molecular function (GO): structural constituent of cuticle
Source: RefSeq, a predicted model, not a curated record
AUGUCGAAUAAUCUCAUCUGCGCAGCCGUCUCAGUAUCCUCGAUUCUUGUAGUUGGAUACAUAACUGCUGGUCUGCUCAUUUUUGCCGAUUUUCGUACUUUUUAUUCAACUGCUCUUGAUGAUGUGGCUGAAUUCAAUAGAUUUGCAACCGAAGCCUGGGAUGAUAUGAUAGAAAUCAAUCGUUCAGUUGUCAGACAGAAGAGAAGUGGUGAAUCAAAAUGUGGAUGUAUGAAUAAAGUGAAUAAUUGCCCUCCUGGUCCGAUCGGACCACCUGGAGAACCAGGAGCACCCGGAGAUGAUGGUUGGAAUGGAGACGCAGGACAACCUGGACCAGAUUUCCCACUAUUCGAUCAAUCACUCAUUUAUCAAAGACCUCCAUGCAUUCGAUGCCCUGCUGGAGAACCUGGUCCACCAGGACCUGAUGGAGAGCAAGGAGAACAAGGGCCACCGGGACCACCAGGAAAUGAUAAUUAUGAAGUUGGAAAAGAUGGAGCGCCAGGAGUUGUUGGAGAACCAGGAGAUGCUGGAGAGCCGGGAGAAAAUGGAGAACAAGGAGUGGAUGGUACACCAGGAGCCAAUGGAACAAGAGAAAUUGGAAUGCCAGGAGCACCAGGAGCACCUGGAUUGGCUGGAAUUGAAGGUUUGCCAGGAAAAGACGGUGAACCAGGUAUUCCGGGACCAGAAGGUGAAGAAGGGCCAACUGGGGCUCCAGGAGCUGAUGGUGAAAGAGGAGUUGAAGGAGAACCAGGACCAGAAGGACCACCAGGAUCUCCUGGACCAGACGCAGCGUACUGUAGUUGCCCCCUUCGUUCGGCCCGUCUUCUUUUCUAA